This is a messenger RNA of Magnusiomyces paraingens, 1452 nucleotides long. RefSeq lists its product as uncharacterized. NCBI's taxonomy places the organism in Eukaryota, Fungi, Ascomycota, Dipodascomycetes, Dipodascales, Dipodascaceae. The record is from RefSeq and is a predicted model, not a curated record. Gene Ontology annotation, cellular component: cytoplasm. Gene Ontology annotation, biological process: phosphatidylcholine biosynthetic process; phosphatidylethanolamine biosynthetic process. Bases 1 to 1452 code for a protein of 483 amino acids. Gene Ontology annotation, molecular function: choline kinase activity; ethanolamine kinase activity. The transcript has 2 exons.
AUGAACGCAACUUCAACUACAGCUACAACAACAACAUCAUCUGCCACUAACAUUUCCUCAGCCUUCUCCGUCCCAGCCACUGCGGCUGCCGUCGACGAUACCGCUGCGCCCAUCAUUUGCAACGAUGUCUUCAUCAACCUCUCUGACUACCAGUCUGUCCGGCCUCUGAUACACAGAGUUUUCCCCGCUUGGGCUCAUGUUCCUGUGUUUAUCGACUUGGCCUCUGAUGCUGCUGAUCAAGACCCAUCCCAACAAAAUAAUAGUGUUAUUACUGCCAAGGCCGCUACCGUUCAGUCUACUGACAAGGUGGUUGUUAAAAGACUCACAGGAGGCAUCACCAACGUUCUUUUCCAAGCGACUUACUUUCACUACCCGACAUAUGUCCCAUCAGCUCCUGCACCCGUUCCUUUGAAUAAUUCAACUACGACAGCUGACGAUGAUACCAACUCUACCAACACAGCCACAUCUUCCUACGCUGCAUCUACAGCCUCUACAGUCGUGGACGAUGAGGACACGUUAACCAGACCCCAAGAGUUUGUUUUUUUGGUCCGAGCCUACGGAAACGGUACCGACACCAUUAUUGAUCGCGACAGAGAGUUUGCGACUCACCAACACCUUCACUCUAAAAACCUGGCCCCCCAGCUUUAUGCACGCUUUGGCAACGGGCUUGUCUAUGCAUAUUUGCCGGGUCGUGCUGUGCACUACACCCUGCUUAGCGAUGAUGAUGUGGCCGUUGCUAUUGCGCGAAGAUUAGCUGAGUGGCAUGAUCUGCUUGACGCAAAGGCUAUUGACAAUCACAUUGCAUUGCUCAAGGGCCCUGGAAAGUCUUUUGUGCGCUCCUUUUGGGAACUGCUUGACGGCUGGAUUGCAGCCAUGCCUGAAAAUGUCAUCAAGACACACACCAAGGAAGAAAUGAAUAAAGAGCUCCAAUGGAUUAAACAAGAAAUUGGCCAAAUGGGUGGCCCUAUGGUUGUUGCUCACUGUGACUUACUUGCGGGAAAUGUCAUUGUUCCUACAGACUGGGAACCUCGCAAGAAAACAACAAGCGACAACCAAAACGACAUUUCAGACUUGGAUGUAUCAUUUAUUGACUACGAAUAUGCAAUGAACUCCCCCCGGGCGUUUGAUAUUGCUAACCACUUUAUGGAGUGGCAGGGAUUUGAUUGCAAAAAGGAAUUGAUUCCUGUUCCUGAAGAAACCAACCCUGUGCUGCGCACCUGGGCUCGCGAUUACCUUUCAUACUUCUCAAGUUCUUCCGAAGAUAUCUCGGAAGUGGACACUCUGGUCAAGCAGGUGCUGACCUGGUGGGGCAUGCCUGGGUUCUACUGGGGUAUUUGGUCCUCUAUUCAGUCCACCAUUAGUGAUAUUGAGUUUGACUAUGCUAACUAUGCCAAUGAACGAUUGGCGGAGUACUGGGAGUGGAAGAAACGGUAUCUGAAUAAGCACAGUUGA